CUGACAGGCAGCUGUGGGAGAAGUAGCUUCCCGAGCACGUCUGAAAACACGCGUCAAAAUGGACCAGAGCCGCAACAGUCCGCUCUGCUCUGCGUGGAGAAGUGUGUCUCAACGAGCCCGUAUGUUGCUUCCCGUUGGUUUCCAGACAGAAAUGAAGGAGACGUGUAAACUCGCUGGACCCGUGAUGAUCUCCCAGCUCAUGGGUUUCGCAGUGGGAUUUGUCAGCACCAGUUUCUGUGGCCACUUGGGAAAGACAGAAUUGGCCGGAGUUUCUCUCGCUAUAUCAGUCAUCAAUGUCCUGGGGAUAUCCAUCGGCUUCGGUCUGGCUACUGCGUGUGACACUUUGAUGUCUCAGACAUUCGGGAGUGGGAAUCACCAUAAAGUGGGCGUGAUACUCCAAAGGUCAAUUCUCAUUUUGAUCCUGGCCUGCUUCCCCUGCUGGGCAAUCCUCCUCAACACAGAGGCCCUUCUGCUGGCUGUUGGUCAGGAACCAGAGGUCGCCAGGUUGUCGCAGGUCUAUGUACAAAUCUUCAUGCCAGCUCUUCCUGCAACUGUCCUGUUUUUGCUGGAAGCAAAAUAUCUGCAAGCCCAGGGCAUCAUCUGGCCAGAGGUGGUCACUGGCCUUGUGGUCAACGUCCUGAAUGCCCUGAUCAACUACAUAGUCCUGUUUGUGUUUGAACUGGGAGUGCGAGGGUCUGCGAUUGCCAACUUGCUCUCUCAGUACCUCAUGGCUGUUGUUCUUUAUGGAUAUAUCCUGUGGAAAGGUCUUCACAAGUCCACCUGGAAAGGCUGGUCCAGAGAAUGCUUGGAAGACUGGGGGCAGUUUAUGCGCUUGGCCAUUCCCAGCCUGCUCAUGGUCUGUGUGGAGUGGUGGACCUAUGAGAUCGGAAACUUUUUGGCAGGUAUCAUCAGUGAAGUGGAACUUGGAGCUCAGUCGGUGGUUUUUCAAAUUGCCAAUCUUGCAUACAUGUUUCCAAUGGGCUUCAGUGUGGCAGGAUGCGUCAGAGUGGGGAACGCGUUGGGAGCUGGAGACACGGAACAAGCCAAGCUGUCAGCUAAAAUCUCAAUGUUCACCGGAGUGUCCGUCUCCGUCAUCUUGGCUGUUCUCGUCGGAAGCCUGAAGAAUUAUGUCUCCUUCAUUCUCACCUAUGACGAGGAAAUCCGUCAGAGAGUAUCGGAUCUUGUGUCUUUUUACGCACCGUUUCUCCUCUUGGAUGCGACAGUUGCAGUGUCUGGAGGAAUCAUAAGAGGAGCAGGUAAACAGAAGGUUGGCGCCAUUUGCUACAUUGUGGGCUACUAUGGGAUUGGUUUACCCAUCGGUGUGCCACUGAUGUUUGCAGCCAAGAUGGGAAUCGUAGGACUGUGGACAGGCAUUUUGACCUGUGUGUUUCUGCAGUGUAUUUUCCUCAAUGUGUACUUGUUCUGUAUGAACUGGAGGACAGCAACUGUUGAGGCUCAGAUUCGAGCUGGAGUGUGCACCAGCGUGCCUGACGCAGAUGAGCUGCCUCACUCAGCAAGCCAGGACAAUCUCUUGGAGCUGGUGGAAGCCGAGGAAGACGCGGCCGCCCCGCCCACUCAAAUGGAUGACAUCACUUUUCGGAAACUGCUGGUGCGCAGAGGGAAGGUCCUGGUCCUCAUGCUCCUCAUCCUAGCUGCCGGGAUUAGUGUUAAUCUCUUAGUCUCCAUUCAUAUAACCUGAUAAUUCGCCACGUCUUUUUGGAAAAAGUGAAACUUCCAUCAAAGCAACAUCCUCUGUGGAUGUGACGCUGGGUCACUUCCUGAUGUCAGUGUCGAGUCGAGGGCUGGCACCAGAGCACAGGAGCUGAAGGAGAAGGACAGUGUGUCUGUACGAUGGAAAGAAAUGAUUUAAAUGUGCAAAAUGAAAUGCAACAAUAAAAGGUGU
Molecule: messenger RNA, 1903 nt
Organism: Synchiropus splendidus (mandarinfish)
Lineage: Eukaryota; Metazoa; Chordata; Actinopteri; Syngnathiformes; Callionymidae
Product: multidrug and toxin extrusion protein 1-like
Exons: 17
Coding region: 59-1699 (546 amino acids)
Biological process (GO): xenobiotic detoxification by transmembrane export across the plasma membrane
Cellular component (GO): membrane
Molecular function (GO): antiporter activity; xenobiotic transmembrane transporter activity
Source: RefSeq, a predicted model, not a curated record